CUUGCGCGUCCUGUAAGGACAUCACAAUCUACCACCAUGACUUCCAUUGGCACAGGCUACGAUCUCUCAGCAAGUACUUACUCACCCGAUGGAAGGAUAUUUCAGGUCGAAUACGCAAACAAGGCCGUCGAGAACUCUGGAACGGCGAUUGGCCUACGUGUGAAAGGUGGUGUUGUUCUAGCCGUUGAGAAGCUAGUACACUCCAAAUUGUUGGUCCCCGGCGCCAACAGGCGGAUACAGACGGUGGACAGACAUAUUGGCAUGGCCACAGCAGGUCUACUCGCCGAUGGUCGCCAUCUGGCCAACAGAGCUCGAGACGAAUCGUCCAAUUACCGUGAACAAUUCCGAACACCACCCCCAUUAAAGUCACUCGCAGAUCGAUUGGGCCAAUACGUGCAAGCUUAUACCCUGUAUUCAUCAGUUCGUCCGUUUGGGAUCAGCACCAUCCUCGGAGCAGUGGACAAGGAUGGUCCAUCAUUAUAUGUUAUUGAACCAAGUGGUGUCUUCUAUGGCUAUCAUGGCGCUGCAGUAGGCAAGGGCCGUCAACUAGCCAAAACAGAGCUCGAGAAGCUCGACCUGGCAUCGAUUUCCAUGCGUCAAGCGGUGUUGGACGCUGCUCGAAUAAUCUAUCUGGUUCAUGAAGACGCCAAGGAGAAGGAAUUUGAAUUGGAGAUGUCAUGGAUCGGUGAUGAGACGAAUGGGCUUCAUUUGCCUGUCCCUAAGGAUCUGUUUGAAGAGGCGGACAGAAAGGCAAAAGAAGCUCUUGAAACUUUUGAGUAGAAAGCAUAGGCUUUUUUGCUGUACUGUGCCGUGUAGUUUGCCAACCAUUGACUGCAACGAGAAAAACAAAACAAU
Messenger RNA from Desarmillaria tabescens, 855 nucleotides. Its product is annotated as 20S proteasome subunit. The transcript has 7 exons. Gene Ontology annotation, cellular component: proteasome core complex; proteasome core complex, alpha-subunit complex; nucleus. Lineage: Eukaryota; Fungi; Basidiomycota; Agaricomycetes; Agaricales; Physalacriaceae. Gene Ontology annotation, biological process: ubiquitin-dependent protein catabolic process; proteasomal protein catabolic process. The coding region runs from base 37 to 780 and encodes 247 amino acids. The record is from RefSeq and is a predicted model, not a curated record.